Balaenoptera musculus (blue whale) is the source of this 893-nucleotide messenger RNA. RefSeq names its product luteinizing hormone subunit beta (gene LHB). The record is from RefSeq and is a predicted model, not a curated record. Gene Ontology annotation, cellular component: extracellular region; cytoplasm. Gene Ontology annotation, biological process: G protein-coupled receptor signaling pathway. NCBI's taxonomy places the organism in Eukaryota, Metazoa, Chordata, Mammalia, Artiodactyla, Balaenopteridae. The transcript is spliced from 2 exons. Gene Ontology annotation, molecular function: hormone activity. Bases 20 to 781 code for a protein of 253 amino acids.
AGCAGGGGAGACACCAAGGAUGGAGAUGCUCCAGGUAAGACCGCAGGGCCCCUGGGCCCCAUGCGACUCCAUCCAGGCCACGGCUGGAAGGAAGAGGGAGAGUCCUGUGACCUGGCAAAGGAGGCCUCUUUCUAGAAGGGUGUGGAGAGCCAGCAAGCUUCCUGGCAGGAGGAGGGAAGCAGCUGGUGCAGGGCCUGAGGGUGGGUAUCUGAAGUGCUGGGGUAUCUGGGGUCCCUGGGUAUGGGGAUGGGAGAUUCUUGAAUGGAAGACGUCAGGGUCCCCGAACGUGUGUAUGCAGGGCUGGGGGGUGGGUGCUAAGGACUCGUGGCAGAGGGCUCAGGCUGGCCCUGAGGCACUGGCCUUGUCCCAGGGGCUGCUGCUGUUGCUGCUGCUGAGCGUGGCCGGGGUGUGGGCACCCAGGGGGCCACUGCGGCCGCUGUGCCGGCCCAUCAACGCCACCCUGGCCGCUGAGAACGAGGCCUGCCCUGUCUGCAUCACCUUCACCACCAGUAUCUGUGCCGGCUACUGCCCCAGCAUGGUUCGGGUGCUGCCGGCUGCCCUGCCGCCUGUGCCCCAGCCAGUGUGCACCUACCGCGAGCUGCGCUUUGCCUCCAUCCGGCUCCCCGGCUGCCCACCUGGUGUGGACCCAAUGGUCUCCUUUCCCGUGGCCCUCAGCUGUCACUGCGGGCCCUGCCGCCUCAGCAGCUCUGACUGUGGGGGUCCCAGAGCCCAGCCCUUGGCCUGUGACCGCUCCCCUCGCCCAGGCCUCCUCUUCCUCUAAGGAUCCCCACCUCAACCUCUCAUGCCCACCUCAACCUCCCAUGCCCACCCCAACUCCUGGAGCCAGCAGACGCUCCUCCCUAUCCCUCCUAAUAAAGACUUCUCAAACUGCA